CUUCUUCAAUUUUUGUUGUUUGUUCUUCUUCAUCUUUGUUUAUAUGUCGUCAGAUGAAAAGAACAAUCCACAACAUAACUAUGAUCCUUUCCAGGGAUUCAACCGAUCAACUUUUCCCUUCUAUGACGACAAAAAUCCUUCCAUUUACCACCGAUCUGCGGCUCCAACACCAGCAGCGGUACAGGCCUUCGAUCCUUCAUACAUGAGCUUCAACGACUACUUUAAUGGUGGUUCCGUCAUCAACUACAACUCCUUUUCGAGAGCUUUGGACAUGUCUUGUUCUUCAUCAGAUGUUGUCAGUGCCAUGGAUGACAGUACAGGUACUACUAACAACACCAAGAAUUCAGUGGGGGGUGAUAAACAUAUUCAGAUCCAUAAUAUUUCUGAAGAAAUCCCAUCAACACCCAAUUCCUCAGUUUCUUGCUCCUCUAAGGAAGUCGAAGAUUCAAGCAAGACUAAGAAAGAGAAGCAGCCAAAAGGGUCUGAAGAUCAUGGAGAUGACAGGUCGAAGAAAGUGAACAAGGCAACAAAGAAGGAGAAACAGCAAAAGGAGCCGAGGUUUGCAUUCCUCACAAAGAGUGAGAUUGAUAAUCUUGAAGAUGGUUACAGGUGGAGGAAGUACGGACAGAAGGCCGUCAAGAAGAGCCCCUAUCCAAGAAGUUACUACAGAUGCACAAGCCUAAAAUGUGGCGUUAAGAAGCGAAUCGAGAGAUCGUAUCAGGACCCAUCAGUGGUGAUCACAACGUAUGAAGGAAAGCACAACCACCACAUUCCGACGACUCUUCGAGGACACGGUGCCGGGAUGUUUUCGCCUCCUAUUAUGGCAUCGUCAGCCUCCGGUUUCCCUCAUGAAUUCCUAAGCCAUUUCCUCCCAUCAUCAAGCAAUAAUCCAGUGGGAAAUACCAACUUCAUGCACUGUCAAACUCUUUCUCCUCAGCAGCCGCAACAGCACCAGCAGCAGGUUCAAGUUCCUGAUUAUGGAUUAUUACAAGAUUUAGUUUCUUCCUUCAACCGCAAUCAGUUGCCAUGAAUGAAUGGAGGCCAUAUAUGGGGUUUAGUUAAAGUAUGAAGUUUGGGGCUUUUCACUCCUUUUUGUUGUGCAACAUGUUUAUUUUCACUCUAGGCAUGGAAUUGUUGUACCAUUGGCAACCCUGAGAGAAGAAUAUUUUUUGGUUUUAGGA
Hibiscus syriacus is the source of this 1181-nucleotide messenger RNA. Its product is annotated as WRKY transcription factor 71-like. The transcript is spliced from 3 exons. Lineage: Eukaryota; Viridiplantae; Streptophyta; Magnoliopsida; Malvales; Malvaceae. The coding region runs from base 44 to 1030 and encodes 328 amino acids. Gene Ontology annotation, molecular function: sequence-specific DNA binding; DNA-binding transcription factor activity. Gene Ontology annotation, biological process: regulation of DNA-templated transcription. The record is from RefSeq and is a predicted model, not a curated record.